AUGAACGAGUAUCAACUACUUGAAGAAAUAGGAAGGGGUACAAUGAGUCGUGUUUACAAGGGUCGAAAACGUCAGACAAUAAAUUUCUAUGCCAUUCACUCAAUUGAUAAAUCAUUGAAGUCGCGAGUCCUAAAUAGCGUUAGAGUACUAAAAACUCUAAACCAUCCAAAUGUUAUUGGUUUACAUGAGUGGUAUGAAACGGUAAACCAUUUUUGGGUCAUCACAGAUCUUUACUUAAGUGGUAACAUGCAGAGUAUUUUGCGGCUCAACUGCCGAAUGAACCCCAAGAGCGUGCGGCUCUUAGGAAGCGACGUUUGCUCUGGGCUCUUUUACACUCACACGAAGGGGCUUCUCCACCGCAAAUUGAAGCCCUCGAGUUUGUUUAUGGAUUCCACCGCUUCACUUGUACUCAGUGACUUUGACUUGGCUUGCCCAUGGCAAAAUGCGGGGCAUGGCCCAUUGAUCGGAACCCCGCCAUACAUCGCGCCGGAGUUUUUCGUCUUUUCCGCAAAAGACGCGCUGUCGAUCUCGUCGGAUCUGUGGUCACUAGGGUGUGUGUUGUAUGAAUUAGCCUCUGGAGAGCCGCCUUUUAAGGGAAAAGACUUGAAAGAGCUUUUGACAAACGUCUUUACACAGCCAGUGCACCCAAUUGAAGGUCUGGGGGGGGAUUUCAACGAGCUUAUUGCGCAUCUGCUUGAGAAAAAUCCUUUACACCGCGCAACCUGGAAGGAUGUACUGUCGUGUGGGUUUUGGGGGGGAGCCCUUGAGGGAUUAAGUCUUGACAUGCUGCCAGCAUGUUCAUGGAUAGAAAACUCCACAAAUGAACUAAAAGCAAAAGAAAAAAUGCAAUGGACGGAGUCUGAUAUGCAUGCGGCGGUGAACCAUGCUGUGAAAGCUGCAUCUGCCAAUUACUCCGCCUCCUCAAACGCAUGCGGUGGUGUCGAUUCGAUUGAAAAUAAGAUUUGCAUUGGAAAAGAGCUAAAUUUCUCGCCGAGUAAACUCAGUAAUGCGGAAAUUUUAGACUUCUCUGAGGUUCGAUGUGAAGGACAGAACCAGAAGAGAAAAACUCAUAGUGCGAUAAAUAGGAUAUCACAAAAUCCUACAUCCUAUGACUUAUUACAAUCAAGCUAUAACCAUCCCAACCUGGAGCAAUCUUUCAGCGAUGGGUGUCUAAUCAUUACACAUGUGGACUGUACUGUGAUGAGCAACCAACGACGGAUGAAUGGCGCAUACGCAGCAUCGAAACUGAGUGACUCUUUGACUCAAAACCCAUUAGACGAGCAAUCUUCCGAAGCUAUCCGCCGUAUUCCUAUUUCAGAUCUUAUAUGGUGCCCCUUAGAUGCCAAUAUUCGGCCGCUCUGGGGUAAUAAACACAUAGAACGCAUGAAGGCGAUGACUUUCAAGGCGUCUGAAAUCCCCUUUCGAGUGAUUGAAUCAAAUAAUGUGGAUAAAUUAAGCGAGCGUGAUUUCGAAUCCUUUAUGAGGUGUAUCUACACCUCUCUUUCUUGUCAUACCGCCAAGAAUGAGCAGAAAGAGAACAUUCUCAAGUAUUUGGCAACGAUUAUAAAUGGUCCCAUAUUAUCCAAUCGCUUUGUAAAUAGCUCAAUUAUGGCGCUUUGUGUGAAGAUGGCAGGGUCACCGCAUCUUCCUCAAUCCUGUAGGAUGCAGGCUGCAUCACUCGCUGGGCAGCUCGUUCGCCACGCGAGCUAUAUUGCAAUUGAUCUCGUCAAAGCGAAUAUUAUCCCGCAUUUGCUUCGUUUCUUUCUGUGCGAAUUUGAUAUUAUCGUCAAGUGCAAAUUAAUUAUGUGCAUUGGAGAAUUAAUCUACUACAUUACCGCUCAAAAGGAACACGUAUGUGAGGAGUGGGAGGAAAUAGAAGAAGGUGUACGUAAGGUAUUUACACUGGCCUUGCAAACGGAAGAUCUCUUGAUUCGACAUUCUGCCGUUAAAGCUAUCGAGAACCUUUCUACAAACUCGAAAAGAUGCACUAUCUUUUGCUCGAAACGUAUCAUCGAGUGCUUAAUUAUGGUGUAUACCUUAGACUCUAGCCAUAACCAAUAUAUGCGCGCGAGUGCUCUUUCUGCUGCUUUGCGAUUAGGUACGUUAAAAGACGAACUCAUUCCCGUAUUACUCUCGAAUAAAAAGCUACCGAUAAAUAUUGCAUACACAGAACUGGAAGAGUCUCUACCAACUCCUCGCUGUGUGCAGGUAUUACUUGCUUUUAUUAACCAUAUUUUUCUGAAGGCAAUGAUAUCCUUGAGGAACCCGUUUGCGUUGGUGUGGACGACGUUGCCUGCAUCCUCGAGCACUGCAGUCCAGCUUAAUUCCUCGCUUUCCCAGUAUCAGGCCGAAGAGAUAAUAAACCUUAUCAUCGAUAUUAAAGACGAUUUGAUCGAUUAUUUAUGCAAUCGCGCGAGGGGGGUUUCGGAUACCGUCGUCGCUAAGCUAUCUUUGUUUAUGCUGCUGCUAGGCUGCCUGGACGGGCGCACUUUCUCUGAAACCUGCACCAUCUGCCAACUUUCCUUCAUCUCGCACCUCAUCGAAGCGAAGGAUUCUUAUCUUCAACGAUGCAUAUCCGCUUUUUUAACCUUUCUUGGCAUUUACAUAUCCAAAAAGCUUAGUUCGGUGGCUCGAGGCGUAUCGCCCACUACGACACCUUUUUAUAUCACCUCCUUACAUCAUUUAUUUAGCUCUACGGCAUUGUUAAAAUCGAUUCCCUUACGCCUCGAUGUUUUUGAAAGCUUGGGGAAAUGUUUGAAGGAGUCAGUGAAUAGCGCCUUGUAUCGCCCCUAUGAAGAAGGUUUCAAUGCCCUGGCGCUUUAUUUAGUUCAACAACUCGGUGACGUGGUCCAACAUCACUGCGUUAUUUUUUCUACUUUAGUUCCGCAUUAUAUCGAGAUGGUCAAAAAAGGCGUGGGUGAACGAUGCCUUGUGGCCCUUUACUUUCUGACAUCUUUGAUGACAGCCUUGGUUUCUGAUUUUGAAGCGCCACGUGAGAUGGAUACUAUCUUCGAAAAAUGGGUGUUUCGUAUUUUAUUAAACCUAACAGAUGUACUGCCAGAGCUUCUUUUGAAUCCGGAUCCGAUGCCAAAGUGCGCGCUGCGUCUGGUCUACACUUGUGCAAAAUGGAAUACUUCCUGUUUAUCCUUAGUUACUUCAAAUCAAUUUUGCAGGUGUAUGUGGAAUUACCUUUCUUGCGUCGAUGAUGUCGACCUUUUUUACCCACUUUACCUCCUCUAUGAGGCACACUCCCAAAUCAAUCGAAAAGAAGAAGAGGAAGGAGGUAUUUGCUCUGUGUUGAAACAAAAUCACCUGGCUGUUCUCAAUCGAAUUAGCAUUUUAUCAAUGAAAAAUGGGGUUCUUCACAUUUUAUAUAUCUGCUGUAAACUAAUAGAUGCAAUUCUACGCGCUCUGGAAAUAGAUACGGCGUCUCAUGCGAACCUUCAAUGCGUUGUUUUCACAAAUAACGAUGCGGUUGAAACUGUAUUUCUUCCACUUUGCACGAAUGACUCGGUAUCAAUACAUGCUGCGGCGAUAAUCUACAAUUUAGCUUGUUCUUGUACGUCAAUGAGUGAUUUAUUGCUCUCAGUUAGCGGCCAAAACGCUUUACAAAGAGCUCUAGAUAAGCAACCUAUCAACACCGAAGUGGUUGAGUUCCUGUUAAAGGCCUUUCUUCACGUCAACGAGAAAGAAGAAGGGUUGGGAAUACAACAUUUCGCGAAUGACAAAGAGUUCAUGAGGGCAUUGAAGAAGGCUACAGGAGGGGAUUACCCAAUGGCUCUUUCUUCAUAUGCUACACAAUUUUAUCGGGUGAUCACUGAUCAACAGGUGCUUUAUAUAUCGUAA
Molecule: messenger RNA, 3846 nt
Organism: Phytomonas sp. Hart1
Lineage: Eukaryota; Euglenozoa; Kinetoplastea; Trypanosomatida; Trypanosomatidae
Source: the annotation of a GenBank genome assembly